This is a messenger RNA of Acanthosepion pharaonis, 1062 nucleotides long. The record is from the annotation of a GenBank genome assembly. NCBI's taxonomy places the organism in Eukaryota, Metazoa, Mollusca, Cephalopoda, Sepiida, Sepiidae.
AUGAAUAUCUAUCUAUCUAUCUAUCUAUCUAUCUAUCUAUUAAAAUAUGUAUGCCAAAAAUCUUUUCUUUCUUUCUUUCUUUCUUUCUUUCUUUCUUUCUUUCUUUCUUCUCCCACCAUCUGUCUUUCUGCUUCUUUCUCAUUUACUAUAUGUAUAUAUUACUUUCAAAGAAGUCAACAUUGUUUUACUCCAAAUUCCUCCUUUCUUUCCUUCUUUCUUUCCUUAUUUCAUUCUUUCUUUCCUUCUUUCUUUUCUUCAAUCUUUGUUUGUUUGUUUCUUUCUUUCUUUUCUUAUUUCAUUCUUUUUCCUUCUUUCUUUCCUUUCUUUCCUUCUUCUCUCUUUCUUUCAUUCUUUCCUUAUUUCAUUCUUUCUUUACUUAUUUCUUUUCUUUUUUUCAAUCUUCUCUCUUUCUUUCUUUCUUUCUUUCCUUAUUUCUGUCUUUCUUUCUUUCCUUAUUUCAUUCUUUCUUUACUUCUUUCUUUUCUUUCUUUCUUUCUCUUUCUUUCUUUCUUUCUUUCUCUUUCUUUCUUUCUUUCUUUCUUUACUUAUUUCUACAAAACACUUUUUUCUUUUUCGCUACUGCAUUUCUUCAUUUGUUUCAUCUUCACUCUUUUUCUUUCUUCUUUUUCUCUCUUUAUUUUCUUUGUUUCUUAUUUUUCAUCAAAUUAUUUUCCUUCUUUUUCUUUUUUUGAAACUUUCUCUUUUCCUUUUUUUCACGCUUUUCUUCCAAUCCUACUUUUCAUAAUUUUAUCUGAAUACUUCAUUUUCCUUUUAACAUUUUUUUUUUCAUUUUCUCUCCCCCAUUCUCAAACCUUUAGUCCUUUUUUUCCCUUUUUCUGUUUUUAUUAUUCACUUCCUUCUUUCCUUCUCGCUUUUAGUUUUUACUUCCUGUGUUUAUAUUCUUUUUUUUCUUCUUUUAUUUCACGUAUCCUAAUCCUGUAUCCUUUCAUUUUCCUUUUUCUUUUAUUCUUUCUGUUCUUCUUUUAUUUCACUAAUCCUAAUCCUAUAUCCUUUCCUUUUUCUUUUUCUUUUAUUCUUUCUUUUCUUCUUUUAUUUCACUAA